Molecule: messenger RNA, 616 nt
Organism: Adineta ricciae
Lineage: Eukaryota; Metazoa; Rotifera; Eurotatoria; Adinetida; Adinetidae
Source: the annotation of a GenBank genome assembly
AUGCAAUCUACAUCCGUGUAUAGUUAUGAUGGAAGUAUUGUAGCCCUAUGCGCACAUGCUACCAUGUAUUUGGCAAAGUUGCUUAACGAAGCAUUUUUCAGGCAGCGGUCAUUUUUCUGCUUAAAAUGGACAUUUAUCCGACCGACCGGAGUAUUGUCUACUGCUGUUCGUCAAAACUCCGACGGUUGCCAAGAACUGAACUUAAAACGUCGGAGUAAUAAUUUAGAUCAAUCAAAUAUCAAUUAUUGCUCACCGAGUAUCAUUCAAGGUACAUUCCAACAUUCAUUAUCCACCGAACAAUUGCGAUUUCUCAAUCAUGGACCAACCUAUGUUAUACCAUGUCAAAUGCAUCCUAUUUCACCAUCUACAUCUAAUUCAUCACUUCAUGAUAUUCGUCUUCAACAAAUGAGACCACUUCGCCAACAACUAACUAGACUUUUCACAAAAUAUCUCGUUGAUCUACCAUGUCGAGCGAAUUUCGAGAGUAAUAUUCAACGACAAUUUAUCAAAUCAUUUUCCGAUCCAAUACCAUCAGUACUUGGACAACGUGUCGUCUAUGAAAAAAGAACUGCUUGCAUCUAUUCGUUGCCGGUUAAAACACGAUCAACUUCUUUUA